Molecule: messenger RNA, 2811 nt
Organism: Alternaria arborescens
Lineage: Eukaryota; Fungi; Ascomycota; Dothideomycetes; Pleosporales; Pleosporaceae
Exons: 7
Coding region: 1-2811 (936 amino acids)
Biological process (GO): regulation of transcription by RNA polymerase II; DNA-templated transcription
Cellular component (GO): chromatin
Molecular function (GO): DNA-binding transcription factor activity, RNA polymerase II-specific; zinc ion binding; RNA polymerase II cis-regulatory region sequence-specific DNA binding
Source: RefSeq, a predicted model, not a curated record
AUGUCCGAACCCACUGAGACAGGAGGCCUCCCAUUGGACUUGAAGACCCACCAGCAACAGCAACCUAAAGACAGCAUUAUUCAUCAACCAACACUACCCAGAGUCGAAUAUUGCACAACAUCACAGUCACCUAACAACUCAUCCAAGGGAACCAAGGCUACUAGCCCUCGCCGUCGUCCUGGAACCAUCAAACAAGCGCCAUCCGGCCCCCACACCGGCUCCUCCCGCUCUGAGCAACAGCCAGCCUUGAGCCCUACAGACAUGUCGUCUCACAACCCAUCAAUCCACUACACGCGGACUGGUCGUAUCAGCAAAGCAAAGAAAGGAUUGAAAGUACACAACUGCGAGAAUUGCGGAAGAUCUUACACCCGGGCCGAACACCUAAGACGGCACCAGAAGAACCAUGCUCAAGAAGACGCACUUGUCUGUCAGGUGUCAGGAUGUGGCAAGACCUUCUUCCGGAUUGAUCUUCUUCAUAGGCAUCAGGAACGACACAACGAACCUGGAAGAGACACUCCCCAGCAGAGUCCGGAGGGCUCACCAGAGCCAGCGUCUAUCGCUAUACCGGCCUCCAUACCCGCUCUCGCGUCACCCAUAAUGGAAGUGACGUCGAACCCCCCAACCACUUCCUAUUACCAGCCCGUAUCUCCCAUGCUGGAGACGGUGCCAUUCACAAGUCAACUCAAGCAUCCCCGUUCACAAUACAACCGAUCUUCUGCAGCUGUGCCCGUGCCCAUGGAUGUUAUGACACCGGGUCUAUGGCAUGAACCGUACAGUCCCACCCCCGGGUACUCCUCCUCAAGCGGGUAUGCAUCGCCGAUCGCAUCGACCGACUUCCCCACAUUUGGCAGCGCACCUUACCAUCGAGCGCGCACACCUUCGAACGCAUCUAUUAUCGACCCAUCAUGGUCAUACCAAUCACGGUCGCCAGCGUCUACCACCUCGACCAUGGCAUUCACAUGGGGUUCGAACGACAAAGGAUCGACUGCUUCAAACCUCGCCUACAUGAAUGCCUGUUCCUACCCAAUGACGACUAUGUCGAUUCCUACAAGUAUGGAUACAAUGGCUGGAUACGGACACUUUGGUCCACGGACAAUGAUUCAGAGAGACGAAGAGGAGAGGGUGAUUCUCUUUGGAGACGAACAAUAUGGUAUGGCUUCGAUCGCACACACCCAUCCAUUUGAGCAAUAUCUUGACUAUUACUGGAGGCUCUUUCAUCCCACUUUCCCCGUCGUCCAUCGAUCUACCUCUGUGAACCCGUCCCCGAUGCUGCGCGCAGCCAUGGUCGCCAUAGGCAGCCAGUACUCGAGCGAUUCCAGCGACAAGAAAAAGGGCCGAGACCUCCACGACCGAUGUUUGAAGUUGCUUGAACGGAGAGACCACGAAGCUUCGACGGAACCAGAUCGUUUAUGCGAUUUCCAGACGAUGUUUCUUAUCGAGAUACUAUCCCAGUACCGUGCCCGACGGGCUGCUAAGGUUUUGUCGUCGCGCUUUGACAAAGUGUAUCACAAGGCUAUUGAGAAUUGCAGGAGCAUGACUCCAAAGAUGGCGGAUCUGGUCGCAAGCCCUUCUCCGAACCAUUGGGCUCACUGGGUCGAGCUAGCCACCUGGCAACGCCUGCUGUUGUCUUGUUUCGUUCUUGAGUCACAGCAGCGUCUCCUACUCGCUCGUGAAUCUUUACCUUCCUUGAUCCACGAUUGUCAUUUGGACCUUCCGUUGCCGGCAGACAGUUCUCUUUGGGAUGCGACGACUUCGACCGAAUGGGCUACGGCUGCCCAACAGCAUCUUUAUACACCAUCAUACGUUGACGAAAUAACUCCCAGGUCUCUAACAGGCCCUCUUGAUACUUUCCAAUCAUUUGUCAUACUCGCCGUGCACUACAAUCGUAACGAAACCCCGGCACCAUACAUUUCCUCCUCGACAGCUUCGAACCUUGAAUCUCUUCUCGAUUCUGCGCCUGCCACUACACGGAUGCUUCUCGUAGCAAAACUGGUGCAAGUGACCCCUAUCCGUGCACUUGUAGCCGUUGCGAGCGAAUCAUGGAUCUUCUCGGAGAAGGUCGCAACCCCACAAGCCUUUGCUGCACUAAAGACUACGCUUCGCACAUGGGUCGCACAGCUAUGGUCUACCAGCGAGCCAGAAGGUGUACCGGUCAAGGAAGCACUAAAAUUAUCAAUCAAGAUUCUGCAACAAGCUGUCGAGGAGCAGCGAGAUUCUGUGCCAUUGGAGGUGGGUACAGAUAUGAGCAUCUUCUUUGCCGCUCUAGUUCUGUGGAUCAUCACUGUCGCAGCGAACACACGAACGAAAGGACUACACCAGAUAGCCAAACAGCAAAGCCGACGGCAGAGUCAUUCCGAAUCGUCACCGAUCUUCAAGUCAGCCUGGGUACCUACAACCCCUUCAGCACAAUCCAUAGGCCAUGCUUCAUCUUCAUCAGUUCGACACACAAUAGCACCUGCCAAUAGCCAGCCGCAAUCACCAAUCAUUGGAGCUACAGCGGAAAAUCCUCUUCUUUCGCAUGCGCAGAUCAUCAUCAACACCAUAAGUUUCCUCACCGAUACCCUAGCCCUCUCCGAUAACACUAUUUCCCUACGCCAGUCUCCCGCAGAUCAUGCACGUCGUCAAGCAGGCUGCGUAAGCCUACUUCUCUGGGUCAAACUCCGACUUCGUGGCGUCCCGCUUGAAGACCAGAGUGGAGCUGCCGAUACCUGGAUCAACAAGUCUAGCGACGGGCUUGGCGAGCUUCUCGAAGGUGUCGUGGGAUCCAUUGAACGCAUUCUAAAGAAAGGCUGGAGUGAUUGGGGAAUAUAA